UUUACCUGGAGCGCUGUACUGCGCUGCACCUGCUGCUCACCUGCCGCUUCACCUUGGAUUUUACCUGUGGAGCAAAAUGCGUCAAUAAUCCCGACGAGCCGAAGCUACGCUACAACUAACCAUCAGCCAUGAAGAGGGGACCACUACACUUUCUGGGUCGGAAGAACCAGUCACUUUUCGACACCAAUGUCAAAAUGAAAGACAUGGACAAUGUGGAGCUGGUGCUGGGGAACGCAGCAAUUCCUGAGUCAGGAACAGCCAGUGUGAGGGCUAGACCCACCGUCAAACAUCACUCUUCCUCAAGUGACAGUUUCCAAGGGUUUGCUGUUCCGACACCCAAAGUGCCCCUCCUUCCCCCAGUCAGUGGUCCAAAGAUCAACGGUUCAGUCAGCGGAGAUCAGUUGACCAAUGGAUCCGUUAUAUCCAUGCCUGACCUUGACGAGGAGGAUAUCUUUGUUCCUCCUCCUCCGUCUACAGCACCUCCACCCCCACCAGGGACAUUCACUCCAUCAAUAGGGACUUUUAUCCCUCCACCAGACUUCAUGGGUGACCUUAGCACUCUAGACCCAGCAAUCCUUCAGCCUCCUUCCAUGCCAGCUCCAAACCCUCCAUCUGUGACACCAUCCAUGCAAGGGGGAGAUUUACCCUUCCUAAAACCGCCAACAAUGGCUCCGCCAAAGCCUCCAUCCACUUGCUCUACCAACUCUGCAUCAUCAGUACCCAUUUCUAGUCCACCAUAUGUCCCAGUACCUGACCAUCCAAAGUUUGCCCCACCACAGCCCCCACCAAAAAAUCAUAAGACACCUCCUCCAAAACCCAUAAGACUGUCCUCCAUGUCCAACCUUGAUUCCCCACCACAAACUCCUGCCCCACCUCCCCCUGCACACACACCAACACUGUCCACUUUCAAUCCCCAACACAAAGCAAAGCUUUACGAUGUUCCAACGGUCUCAGUUCUUAAAGGCUAUGAGGAACCAGAGACAAGACCCAAGCAGAGGUUACUCCUGGAAGAUUCUUUGCCUGCUCAAACUGUUGAUGGGAAAGCCCCUAAUGUGCCAACUCUGUCUAAACCAGUUUCCAAAGAUGUACAGGAACUGAAGGAUAACUUGCAAGUUACUCAGCCCUCUAAAUCCUCCCUGCCUGAGGACAAGGAAGCUAAAGUGGAGAUGGUUCUUGCACCACCAAUAAACAAACCUCAUAGGAAUUUGAAUCAGACUUCCCCAUUGAUUCAGAAACCAAACAGUACUUCGAUUAGUCCAGAGCCAAGGAAUGAAAAACUUGAAGUAUCUCCAAAACCAAGUACUAAAUUUAGUCCAUUUUUAGACCGUAAAUUACGCAACCUGAAGAGUAGUGAAACCAAUAGGGCAAAAGAGGGACAUGCAGCUUCCCCAUUGGCUCUUUUAAUGGCAGCUAAAAAAAGAGAGAAAGACAGAGCAACUCAUUCUCUGUCCCGGGAAAACAGUGCCAAGGAGGAUGAACUGCCCAGUGCAAGCAUUCAACCAAGUGAUUCAAGUCCCAAUUCCUUUGUGGUCACUCCAAGGUCCAGCUCAUCUUCUUCUUUGGCAUCUCAAGAAAGAGUUCAGGAAAGUCCAAAGCCUGUCAGUCCUGGGAACCAUAGGCAAACACUUCAGACCUCAGAAAAAUCAGGAAGCCCUGCACUGGUCAAGUCUCAGAUCCCAUCUAGCAGUCCAGGUUUCAAUCAAGUAGAUGGUUCCCCAAGUUGGACCAAUCUGGCUCCACAGAAGCAAAACACAAAUAGAGGGCUCUCAAAAUCUCCAACUCCCAAGCAUGAGGAAAGGAAAGAGGAGUUAAAUAUUCCGCUGCUCCCUCCACCUCCAGAGUUUGAUGAUUUAGAUGAUAUUGUGGGUCCUCCACCUUCCAUUCCUCCACCAGACCCUCCCAGGAAAACGGCAACAACGCCAACUUUAAACCCUGCUCCUAUAGCUCAAGCUCCAUUGCCACCUCCUCCUCCGAAACCCCCACAAGCUCCUAAACUCCCACCUCCUGACACCAGUCCCAAACCAAAGCUACAAAUCCAGCCAAAACCAAAGAUGGUCCCAAAUCAGCUCCCAUCCAAUCUUUCACCCAGUCAGGUCACACUCUUGAGCAUCUUGCAGAAGAAAAUGGCAGAAAUGGACCACAAAAUGGCCCAUGUGAAGGAGACAGAGUCCAGUUCUGAUGACUGGGGCAGUCCCUUGUCUGAUGAGGAAAAUAAGGUCCCUUUUGCCCCCAAAGUCUCACCACAGAGCAAGACUAACCCUGUUGUGAACAAAACGGCUGCUGUGGACAUGCGCGAGCUUGAGGGUAAAUUGGUCCGAAAAAAUCAGGAUACUUCCUCUGUGAAAAGCCCCGUCAGCAAUGGAGUGCAUUCAAAACAUCAGUAUGGGAUGACCUUCACAGUUCGGCCUGGAACCAAAAAUCCAAUUACUCUUUACAGUAAAGAGGAAUCUUGAGGGACGUAUCAAUAAGAUAGAUGGUCCUAAUGUUAAGUAUUCUGGUACAUGACAUAUUUUUUGGAUUAUGUCAUUUUGCAUCAAAAUGAUUUGGAACAAUUGAUAUGAAGCACUUCAAACAAACGAGUUACAAAAAUGUCAGAGGCAAAUGUUACAAAAGUCCCAUAACAAUGUUCAGCUCUGAAUGUAGUCAGUUAACUUUUCAACCUUUAGCGAUCACGUGUCACUGUCAGAUAUAGUUUCAUAUGUUUACAUCUUAUUUUUAAAUGGACCAUUUUCAAAGGAUUCUUCUUUUACUGCUCUUGUUCUGUGUAGAGGUAUACUGUAUUGUAUGUUGCCUUUAUAACCAAAGCUUUUAAUCAGUGCCAAUGCUGCAGGGGAAAUAUCUUUUAAACAGGCAGAUUGAUAAUAAUGAUCAACUAAAAAACUGUAUUCUUAAAUAAAUCUUAGAUUGUAGACUCUUGAGUCAGUCAUCAGAAGAUUAAUUGUAACAAAGCUCUGAUGUACAGUGUAAUUAUUGUGGUUCAUGGUGUAGUAACAUGUUCUGCCAGAGAACUGUUACAUGUAUAUUAUGUAGGUCCACUGGAACAAAGCAAACCUGUAAUUCAAACAAAGCUAAGGAUGUGUGUAUUACUCAGUGGGAUUGUUUCUCAUAUUUAUUAAUCUUGGAAAUGUUCAUAUACAGUAAAUAUGUAAGCCAUAUUUGCUACACUUUUGCUUUUCUGUAAAUAUAUAGUUUGUAAAAAGAUUUAGAAGGAACUACGAUUGUAUAAAAUUGAGUUUUAUGUACAUUUUAAGUUUAUAUGAUCACAAUAUUUAAAAUAUUGGCAUCCAAGUCUUAAGCAAGCAGUUUAUCAAAGUCCAACGUUGUCUAACAACUCCCUAAAUGAAAAUAAA
This is a messenger RNA of Cheilinus undulatus (humphead wrasse), 3350 nucleotides long. RefSeq lists its product as uncharacterized. The coding region runs from base 129 to 2453 and encodes 774 amino acids. NCBI's taxonomy places the organism in Eukaryota, Metazoa, Chordata, Actinopteri, Labriformes, Labridae. The record is from RefSeq and is a predicted model, not a curated record. The transcript is spliced from 5 exons.